AUGUCAGAAUGGAAUCGAGCGAAGAGAAAACGAAAAACGAUUGAAAUCAAGUAUUUACCCGAUUCUCCAACUCUCAAAGUCACAAAAGUUUCCGGAAAACAUUUGGAAUCGAUGGGAAUUCCGACGAGGGGCGGAUACGAGUUGUAUCCGGAAGAGGCGGUUUAUUUGAUGGAGACCGGCUCCGGCACAAUUUACACACCAUCUGGCACCGAAAUGAGUCUUCUGGAGUCGUUUUCAAUUCUGGAGUCAAACUCAGUGUCGAUGAGUAAAUAUGAGAUUUAUAAGCAGAUCAAGCUACUGGGUUUAGUGGUUUUGAGGCCGAGAAUCACCACAAUUAACUUCGAGCGGAUACGCCACGUGGAAAAGGCAGUGUCCCAAAAGUUCGCGGAGAAAACGUUCGAAAUGUUGGUAGAAAUGAAUAAAGUACCCGAAGAAGGAGUGCCGAAUCGUGACUCAUUUCCAAGUUUUAUGAAUCGAAAUGGCCAAUUUUCGAUGAAAAUGAAAGUACUCCACAACGACCCAUCCCUCGUCAACUUUCUCCCAUCCGCUCUGAAAAAUUUCCCGACAAAAGAAGUUCUCCAGAAUAUCAAACCGCCGACGCUCCGCCCGCAAUCGUGCCGCCCAUCCUACAGGCCGAUUCCAAAUAGCCACGUGACGAAUUGGACGGAAUUCCGAUUUCAACAAGAGAAAAUCCGGCAAACGAGUGUUUUGCAGAGGUUUCGGAAGCUCCGCCCACCGCCUCAAGCUGAAAUAAGACGGGAAAGGAUUACUGUAGAGAAUGUGGAUUACCACGUGUUUUCACCUGCGUCGUUUUCACAUCGGUUACCCGCAAGGCCGUUGUUUUCGUUGAUUUGUUAUAGAGUCACAGGACCACCGCUAAACAUCGCCGAUCUUUCGGAACUUCGAAAUGUUAUAUUUGCUGUGGAGGAGGCGGGAAAAGUGAAUUACGUGUCGAUGAGUGGAGCGCCGAUUGAUUUAAUUAAUUAUUUAAAUUGA
This is a messenger RNA of Caenorhabditis remanei, 996 nucleotides long. RefSeq lists its product as uncharacterized. Gene Ontology annotation, biological process: tRNA-type intron splice site recognition and cleavage. The record is from RefSeq and is a predicted model, not a curated record. Lineage: Eukaryota; Metazoa; Nematoda; Chromadorea; Rhabditida; Rhabditidae. Bases 1 to 996 code for a protein of 331 amino acids. The transcript is spliced from 7 exons. Gene Ontology annotation, cellular component: tRNA-intron endonuclease complex.